ACUGUUUGUGUUAUCGGCAGUGUGCUACAAGAUUAGCUCCACGUCCUGGAGUAUUGCGCAAAGUUAAGUUUAAAAUUCCAACCUUGUACAAGGACUUGAACCAACCAACCGCGACGAUUACUUAAUCAGGAAAGUGAAAGUUCUUUCGUAUAUUUAAGAAAAGUGGUCAAACUGGAUAAUUAUGAAACGAGUUGCGGUAACCUUGGUGCUGUUUGUAGUUGUGGCUUUUGGCCAGCGGGUUGUUCCGGGUGUGAAUCCUAACCAGUAUCAACAGCAACAGCAAGGACAGUAUCAUCCCCCGCCACCUCCUCAAUACAACAAUCAACAACCACCACAACAUCAGCAGCAACACUACCAACAACCACCACCUCAGCAACAGCAACCUCAAUUCCAACAACAACAGGUUCCCGUGCAGCCACAGUACCAACAGCAUCAGCAACAGCCACCUCGUCCCGGUCAGGGCCAGUACCAAGGAGGCCAGCCCCAGCAAGUGCUAAAUACGCACAACCUCCAGCAGGAAAAACAACACAUUGCCGAGCACAUGGAAGUGCCGAUCGAUACCAGCAAAAUGAGCGAACAGGAACUGCAGUUCCACUAUUUCAAGAUGCACGAUGCGGACAACAACAACAAGCUGGACGGCUGUGAACUUAUCAAAUCUCUAAUCCAUUGGCACGAGGAAAGUAAAAACCAGGAACAGCCCGGUCAGCCCGCCCACCAGGAUAAAAUCUUCUCCAAUGAUGAACUGUCCGCGUUAAUCGAUCCGAUUCUCAGUUCGGACGAUCACAAUCGGGACGGUUUCAUUGACUAUCCGGAAUUCGUGCGGGCGCAAAACAAAGCAGCAAAUCAGGAACCUCCGCGACAGUAGUGAUCGCCGGAGCUGUGCAGUCACCGACAGAACUGGAUUUGAUUUUUCUAUACACUACAUUUUUCCGUACACGCGAUCAACCGAUCAACAAUCAACACAAUCGAGCCGAGCCAUAAACCACAUACUAACGCAUGUUUAACAUGCUCUGUCUGACGUAACAUUCCGAGGCUUAGUUUUACAGCACAAAAUUUGGCUCCAAUCGAAGAGGAGCUCCAGAUUAUUAGCUCUACUUAUCGUGGAAUCUCUUUCGGAACAUCGUUCAACUAGGAGGCCAGAUUUUUUUCCCUAUGUUGGUCUACAAGUUUUAUAUGACUUAGAGCGAGUAUGAGCGAGUAUUUUUGUAACUACAUAUAUGAUAUGAAAUUAUAGGAUUUAUUUGACGGCACAAUUAGAUGGAGAGAAAAAUACAAACAACUGCAUAGUGUUGAUAAUGUUCAUUGUA
Molecule: messenger RNA, 1307 nt
Organism: Sabethes cyaneus
Lineage: Eukaryota; Metazoa; Arthropoda; Insecta; Diptera; Culicidae
Product: putative cyclin-dependent serine/threonine-protein kinase DDB_G0272797/DDB_G0274007
Exons: 5
Coding region: 182-865 (227 amino acids)
Molecular function (GO): peptide-methionine (S)-S-oxide reductase activity; calcium ion binding
Source: RefSeq, a predicted model, not a curated record